AUGGGAAUUACUAAUAUUCUUUGCCAAGCUUUGCAACAACAUUCUCAGGAUCUUUUAAAUGCCAUGCAUUUAGUUUCAACUACAAAAUCACUUAUUCAAAAGUUGAGAGAUGAUGAAUGGAAGCGUUUACUUGCUAGUGUUACAUCAUUUUGUGGACAACAUGAAAUUGAUAUUCCUGAUUUAAAUGCUUGUUACACUAAAGCUCGAGGAAGAUACCGUCAUCAAGAUGAAGUUUUGACAACAAUAGAACAUUAUUUAAGAAUUGACAUAUUUACAGUCGCAAUAGAUUUUCAAUUGCAAGAAUUGAAUAGUAGAUUUUAUGAGCUAACAACAAAUCUUCUCCCUCUUAGUUCAGCAUUAAAGUCUAAGGAUGCUUUUAGAUCAUUCAAAAUUCGUGAUAUUUGCAAUUUGGCUGAAAAUUAUUAUCCUCAAAAUUUCACUAAGCAGGAAAUUCAUCUUUUGAAGCAUCAAUUGCAACAUUAUGAGCUUGAUGUGACAAAGUAUCUAGAUUUUCAGAAUAUGUAG
Molecule: messenger RNA, 525 nt
Organism: Quercus lobata
Lineage: Eukaryota; Viridiplantae; Streptophyta; Magnoliopsida; Fagales; Fagaceae
Exons: 1
Coding region: 1-525 (174 amino acids)
Source: RefSeq, a predicted model, not a curated record